CACAAAUCCAAGCAGUUGGAGUGUUGGAAAUAGUUUACCCCAGAUUACCCCAGUCAUCAAUGAAAAUGGAUUGCUACGCUGCAGAUAUGGCAGAGUGGCAUAAACUGCCUUUCAGCUCAUGGACAGAGUCUCAUGUCAGUUCCUGGUUGGAAUCCAUUGGAAUAAAAGAGAAGUACAUACUAAAACUGAAAGAAGAAGAGGUGACUGGAAAAGUCCUCACAAGUCUACAGAGGGACUAUCUCAGCAAAAUGAUUGGAAUGAAAAGUGGCCAAAUUGAACAUUUACUGAAGAAAAGAGACGACAUAAUGAAGACUGAACUGUCCAAAACAAAGACAAAAACUGACACAAGUGGUAAAAUGAGAGAAGCCAAAAAUUUUGUUGUUUCAGAAGAACAUCUUGACAAAGAUGUGCAAAAAGACUCUAGUGCAUGCAAUGACAUUAAAAAGAAGAGUGUGGCUUUCUGUGAAUAUCGGAAAUUUGACCAGCGUCCAACAAAUUUUCGAUAUGUAAAGCACAAUUUGCUACCCCCAGAGACAGGACCUGAAAACAUGGUUGUUCCAUGUCAUGAAUAUAAGUCACUAGAAACUGCACACAAACUGGACUCAAUAAGACUUAAAGCAAAAGUGGCAAGUGAAGUCUUGAGGUUUGCGUGUGCAUGUAUGAAUAUGAGAGCCAAUGGAACAAUUCAUUUUGGCAUAAUGGAUAACAUCAAAAGCACUCACAGGCAUGGUGAAAUCAUAGGGAUACCAGUCCAAAGUCAAGAAUGUUUUGUUGAUGCAUUAGAUUAUAUAGAAAAAUGUUUUAAAGGAUCAACUCACCAAAGUGAUGCUAGGAAAUGCAUCAGGAACCCCUGCUUCAUCGAGGUUAUUGAUAAGGAAAAUGCAGAGAAAACAUGGGUUGUUGAAUAUGACAUUGUUCCAAAAGCCAGCAUUGUUAAAGGUAAACUGUACUCUGUUGGUGUUCCAAAGUUCUCUGAGAAGGAUGGCAAAGUGAAAUGUGAAGAGACGAUCCCAUAUCACAGAGUAGGGGCCAACACACCACGGAUAUCCGAAGAUGAACUAAUUCCAUUUAUUCAAGAUCUGAUAGAGAAAGACCAACAAAGAGAAGAGGCAGAAUCUUCAAGCAGUGAGACGGCUCUAGAAUUCAAAGAAGAUCAAAAAAGAAAGCUGUCCAUCCUUCUAACAGGAGGAAAAGCACACAUGGACAAUUCUCUGUUUUACAUAGUUGUGACAAACCAAAUACAGCCCGAGUACCUUGACAGCAUAACCUUCUUGGUUAACAUGAAUCUUUUUUGUGUGUUUGACUUUGACCCUGAUUCUGAAACAUCUGGCCUUUAUGGUAAAUAUAAGGAGAAGAAGGCUGCAACCCCACAUUUUCUUAAAGAUUAUGAAAACAACAAAAGACUGGAUAAUUCUGAUCUUAUUGGUACUUUGAAACUCUUUGACCGAGUUAGUUGGAUCUAUUGCAAUGGACGAAAUAACUUCCCUGGUGAGGAGGUUCCCUGUGAUGACAAAACUUGGAUCAAAACAAGAAAAAAAAAGAUGAAAAAGGCUGUGUCCCUUAUCUGCAAUGAAAUCCUCCCCAGGCGUUCAUUUGUUGUCCUUUUUCUGCUCACGUCGGAUAUUCAACAGCCUCUUGUUGAGACUUUCCAUGAGUUUUAUGCAGAAAUGAAUGGGCACGAUUGCUUAGCAGUCAUUGCAGAAUCCAAGGAAAACUAUAAGAAAUGGUCAAGUCUUGCUCAGGUCUCCUGUCCCAUCUCUGAACUCAAAGAAAUCAGCAUUGUUGACAUGCCACUGAGUCAUGUGGAUGCAACAGUUCAAAGCAUUCAGCUAUCCAAGAACCAACCAGAAAGGAAAUUACCAGUCUCAAAUGGAGGUUUGUGCUUCCUAAAGUCUGUUGAGGAGGCUAUGCUAGACUCAUUGGAAAUCAUCAGUGUUGACCAGUGUGAUGACACAAACCUAGAAAUCAUGAGUGACGAUGAAAUCAAAGAAACUGAACUCUACUUCUAUCGUGGAGGAAAAAUUAACUGGAUUAACUUCUGGCUUGCUGACAAGAACAAAUGUGGAGUUAUCAUUGAGCGGGAUGCCUACAAAGAAGCAAGCACAAUCCUGGACAAUGUGGUUCAUCGCCACAGAGCUGCACGUCCCAUUGAAAGUGUUAACAUAUAUCAUCAUCCUGGCAGUGGAGGAAGCACCGUAGCACGACAGAUACUUUGGAGUAGGAGGACACAAGUACGAUGUGCAGUUGUGAAACAGUUAAAAGAAGCAAAAGAAGUCCCUACUGUCUGUGAGCAUGCAGUGAAACUGAGGGAACACAAUGAGAAUGACAAAAACAACUGUCUUCCUGUGCUCCUCCUGCUAGAGGACAAAAAUCAAGAUGAUAUUGAUGAUCUUCGACGGCAUCUUGGAAAUGUUAUUGCAACCAAAAAGAUUAGUCCCUCAGUGCUGUGCUUCAUACUGCUCAUUUGCAACAGAUCAAAUGAUCCAGAAAGAAAGUGCAGGGCAUCACCAUCUCAAACUGUAGCAGUCACACACAAACUAUCAGAUCAGGAAAAGCCUAUGUUCCAGAAGAAGGUUGACCAACUCAAACUUAAAUUAAAAGACGACUUUAAAUUUAUCCUCACAUUUGUUCUCAUGAGUAAAGAGUUCCAACCAAGCUACAUAGAGGAUUUUGUUAAAAAUCUUUUGUACAAAAUUGACCAUACAUCACUGAUCACUCGCCUCAUCAGAUUUGUGGCUCUACUAAAUUGCUACAUAAAGGAUUCAUACUUAUCUGUAUCACACUGUGAGGCCUACCUUGGCAUUGCUCCCCAUGUAGUUGGAACUCGGUGCCAUGCCUUUGUUGAUCAUCUAAGUGACGAGGCUAAGUUAAUUUUUAUCCAUCAUAUAGAUGGUUCAACGCAUAUCCCUGUAAUAAGUAUCAUUCAUCCCCUUGUGGCCAGAGAAAUUCUGAGUCAGCUCUCUGUCAAUUUGCCUCAAAGCUCUAUUGCCAUGGAACUCAUCAAUGACGAUGUACUCAUCAACCACAGGUUUGACAGAGACCAGUUCCUAAAGGUUCUAAGAGAUCUCUUCAUUAGACGCAAUAAGAAAAGCAGGGGAGAUCCAAAGGACACAACUUUUUCACCGCUUAUUGAAAAAGUCAGCACUGAAAGAGGUGGUGCUCAGAAAGCUGUUGACCUGAUGAAAGCUGCAUUCAUAGCACUAGGAAAAGAUGCUUAUGUGGCACAACAACUUGCUCGGCUGCUUUACACAAAUGAGAGAUUUGAAGAGGCUCUUCAGUGGGCAGAGGAAGCAAAUUCCCUGUCUCCACAUGACACAUUCAUUCUUGACACACUGGGACAAGUUUACAAGUGGUGGUUUUACCAUUUGUAUGAUAGCCUUGAAGAAAAAGAGCCUUCCCCAGAAAGGGGAGUUGAAAUCAUAAGCAUUGCACUCAAAGGAAUAUCUGCUUUUCGAGCAUCUGAGAAAACACCAAAGAAAGAGACAGCCAUCUUUAACAAUUCAUAUUAUGGAGAAGUGGAUGUUGGCUGCAGGCUGCUGGACUUCUUGUCAAAAGUUGAUGUUUUUUCAAAAACUACAGGACGUUCAGAGCUGAUGAACUACUUGCUCACAGACUACAUACCAGAAGAAGUCAGAAUACCCUGGCAGAGGUUUCAUCAGCAGCUAAAAGGGUUGGAAAAGAGCUUGACACAAGCUCUGGAGUGCAUUUCUGAAGACCUGAGCUACUUUCAGACUGACAUCAGUGAAGAGGAUGAGGAACUUGAUGCAAGAGAUCCAGAGCAAAUUUACAGUCCAAGAAAAUGGUUGAGAAGAAAAAGUGCUGUAUAUGCAGGAUUCUUUUGUAGUAUACAAGAGAAGAACAAUAAAGCAGCUGAUGCACAAAAUCCAGGAAACAGACUUUCACCUUUUCAAAGGCAAAUGAGGACUUACAAGCUCGGAGGAGGAAAUGUCACUUCAAUCCUCUCGUUACUCUACGACAACGACCGAAAAAGCGCAGGAAAAAAACUUGAGGACAUCAUGGACAUGUAUCCAGAAAACCUGACAUGGAAAAGUCUUGAUGAAACAGAGCUUACAAAUUUCAUAUUUUGUCAAAUAGCUCUUAAUUAUAUUGUACCUGGCUCCUCUAAGCUUUUAUCCCUUAAACAACUACAAGAUCUCAGCAAGGGAUUUAAGACAAAAGGGAAAUACAUGUCAUCAGCAAGUGCCCUUUUUCUUCUCUCUCUCCUGUUUUGGCCUGACAACAGUGAAGAAGCGAGUUCUGCUGAUGUCGAGAUCCUUCUAUUGGCCAUUGAUGCACUUCAGAGACUCUGUGAACAAAAACUUCAACAUUUGUCUCAAAGAAAAAGCAGAAUUGUCACACACUUCUUCCUGGCAAAGGCAAGAGGUCUAAACAAGAUCCUCCAUAGAAGUGCUAUUGAAAAGCAGAUCAAAGGAACUCUGAGUGAAAAAAGGCUAAAAUGGCUCGGAGGAGAAGUGUGGAAAACCAAGGAAGUAGUGCAACAACUGAAACGGAUUGAAGGGUGGACAGAAAAUGAAAACUUGUACGUUCGAUGUGGGCAAAAAGACAGAGUAAGAGUCUUUCCUCGCUACUCUGGCUCUAUGCCUCAUGGAAAUGAAAAAGUCACUUUCUACUUAGGCUUUUCAUUUGAUGGUGUAGUUGCGUUUGACAUUCAGGUGAUGAAGUAAUAUGAACUCUGAAUUUAUUUUAUCUUAAUUUAUCUUAAUCAGGAAAAAAACACACAUGAACUGCAUAAUAAUGUAUCGCAACAAUAAAGCAAUUUAUUUUAGAUGUAUUUGCUGACCAGACUGAGUAAAUGUUAGUAGCAUAGACGACAAGUUCACUAGAGUAGUCUUGUUCCACAAUACUUAAUUUUAUUCUUCAGCUUUUUAAUUUGUAUUUUAUCAUGCAUAAUACAUUACUUGAUAUAUUGUUUAUUUGAAAAAUCAAAGACGCUAGUAACGUUAUUUAUUUCUGAAACAUACGUUGUAUUGAAAUAAUAAGUAACCAGAUUCCUUCACAAAGAGAGUCAACUGUGGCAACAUGUUCUGGGCAAUAAACAUUAACAGCUCUUCUAUCUGCAAAAGCAGAGAUAUAGUACCAAACAGUGAAACAUUGUCCAAAAUAGAGAAAAACUGUUGAUAGCAUAGAAUUAGCACUAUGCAUGAAGCUAAGCAAGUGUGGUAGACAUCCUGCUUUAGAGUUAACGUGUUUGUUUCUAUCUAUCUAUCUUAAGUGCUUUUAAAAUGUAUUUUUUAAAUCAUUUUGUCAAGUGGCAUCACUGGAAUAAGAUUCACAUGUCACUUUUGCUUUCUUGUGAACUAGAAUUAGGACUAUCUAUCUCUCUAUGGUAAUUGUGUAUCUCUGCUCUUUAAAUAGAAUAAUUAUUAAUCUUUGAUGUUGUAUUUAAUCGAGUUUUGAAUGAUUCAUUGUCCAAACUAAAUAAAUGUCAAAGAACAAUUA
Molecule: messenger RNA, 5460 nt
Organism: Fundulus heteroclitus (mummichog)
Lineage: Eukaryota; Metazoa; Chordata; Actinopteri; Cyprinodontiformes; Fundulidae
Product: sterile alpha motif domain-containing protein 9-like
Exons: 3
Coding region: 60-4685 (1541 amino acids)
Cellular component (GO): cytoplasm
Molecular function (GO): protein binding
Source: RefSeq, a predicted model, not a curated record